Clonostachys solani is the source of this 624-nucleotide messenger RNA. The record is from the annotation of a GenBank genome assembly. NCBI's taxonomy places the organism in Eukaryota, Fungi, Ascomycota, Sordariomycetes, Hypocreales, Bionectriaceae.
AUGUCUUCCGUCUCAAGCGGCCGAGACGAACCGGCCCCAUUUCUACUACAGCUCUUUUAUCGCACCGGGUCCUUUCAUACACCAGAGGACUUUUCGUCACAUACCCUACCGUCCCAUGUAUCCGUUUAUACGGGGCAGGACUGUACGCUUCAUCAGCUGGCUCUUGAGCUAGCCGCAUUGAAACCAUCUGCCAUACCAACCCCGGCCAUUGGUACACGAUUAGCUUUCCAACUCGUCUGUCCUGAUCUUCGUAACAGUAACGGAAUUUCCCACUCGCCCCCGCGGUAUGCGGUCAAAGAUCUUGGCAAUAUUGUUCUUGGAGGGCAUGGGCCAGGUGCAGAUCAUGAUGCCGGACUCUUUGAUACUAGUCUUGAUGAUCAAAAGACUUUAGCAGAUGCUCGAUUCGUAUCGCACCGGUUCCGACCACUAAAAGAGAACCGAUCCCUGGCGCGCGGGACAGCCGUCCAAGUUGGCGAGGUGAAUCUUCAGCUAGAAACGGCGGUUUUAGCCGUGGUGGACAUCGAGGAGGACGAGGCGGCUGGAAAGAAGGGGCCGGGCAUGGCAUCCCGACUGGAGAAUGGCGGAGGGGUGAGAGGCUUCCAGAAGGUCCUAAAGGCAGGUUAA